AUGGAUCGGAACCAGCAUCCAGCAGCAGAGACGGGAACCUUGAGGCCGAACGCGAGCGCUGGCAGGACGCGGCUCCGCGAGGCGCUCUCUGGGGAAGCCUGGCCGCAGAUCAGACGCUCCUCGGCGGCACGGAAAAGGAGAGCGGGUCGUUCUCCUAGGGAGACCCCCUGUUUUGGGCCCGUUCAGAGGCUGCAGGGGGAGGCCGAGAGGGUUCUGCACGUCCUGGCGGGUUUGCGGCCGCACGGGCUGCGUCAGUCCUAUUACCCCCGCGACGUGGAGACGCUGCGCCUGGACGUGCACUUCGAGACGGACACGCGGCUGCACAUCAAGAUUACCGAUGCUGCCAACCCUCGGUACGAGGUGCCCUUCGAGGUUCCCCCAACCACGAAGAGAGCCGAAAAUCCCAUCUACAGCGUGGAGUUCUCCCGGGAGCCCUUCGGGGUGGUGCUGCGGCGACGGGUGACGGGCACUGUGCUGCUCAACACCACGGUGGCUCCCUUGAUCUUUGCCGACCAGUUUCUGCAGAUUUCUACGGCACUGCCGUCGCCGUUCCUCUAUGGUCUGGGGGAGCAUCGCACCAACCUGCUGCACAGCCUCGACUGGAUCACCCUGACGCUGUGGGCCCGGGACGUCCCUCCCACGGAAUCGCUCAACCUCUACGGGGCUCACCCCUUCUACCUGGUGAUGGAGCAGGGUGGAGAUGCUCACGGGGUUUUCCUCCUCAACAGCAAUGCAAUGGAGGUGGCUCUGCAGCCGGCCCCAGCUCUGACCUGGAGGACCAUUGGGGGCAUUUUGGAUUUUUACAUCUUCCUGGGGCCUGAUCCCAACAUGGUCAUCCAGCAGUACCAGCAGGUGAUAGGUUUCCCGGCCAUGCCGCCCCUCUGGGCACUGGGUUUCCACCUCUGUCGCUGGGGAUACGGAUCGAGCAACGAAACCUGGCAGACUGUGAAAGCCAUGAGGAAUUACCAGAUCCCACAGGAUGCUCAGUGGAACGACAUUGAUUAUAUGGACGGAUACCGGGACUUCACCUUCGAUCCCGAGAAGUUUGCCUCCCUCCCGUCGCUGGUGGAAGACCUCCACAAACACGGCCAGCGCUACGUUAUGAUUUUGGAUCCUGGCAUUAGCAGCACCAACCCCCAGGGCUCCUACUGGCCUUUUGAUGAAGGCUUGAGACAGGGGUUGUUCAUAAACACCACCCAAGGGCAGCCACUGAUAGGACAGGUGUGGCCUGGCUUCACCGCGUUCCCAGACUUCUCCAACCAGGACACCCAUCAGUGGUGGCUGGAGAACCUGCGGCUUUUCCAUGCCCAGGUGCCCUUCGACGGGCUUUGGAUCGACAUGAAUGAGCCAUCCAACUUCAUGGAUGGCUCUGAAGAAGGCUGUCCUCCGGGAGACCUCGAUAGCCCCCCAUACACACCAGCUGUGCUGGGGGAUUCACUCUAUGCGAAGACGGUUUGUGCCUCCGCAAAGCAGAGCACCUCCGUGCACUACAACCUCCACAACCUCUACGGGCUGAUGGAAGCCAAGGCAACGGCGAGCGCCUUGAUCCAGAUCCGAGGAAAGCGCCCGCUCAUCAUCUCCCGCUCCACCUUCCCCAGCCAGGGCCGCUACUCGGGACACUGGCUGGGGGACAACCGGAGCCAGUGGAAGGACAUGUAUUACUCCAUCCCAGGGCUAUUGAGCUUCAGCCUCUUUGGGAUCCCGCUGGUUGGGGCGGACAUCUGCGGCUUCUCGGGCAGCACCUCGGAGGAGCUGUGCACUCGCUGGAUGCAGCUCGGCGCCUUCUACCCCUUCGCCCGGAACCACAACACCCAGAACGAGAAGGCCCAAGCCCCGACGGUGUUCAGCCCCGCGGCACGGACAGCCAUGAAGGAUGUGCUGCUGACACGCUACUCCCUGCUGCCCUUCCUCUACACGCUUUUCCACCGUGCCCAUCUGCAAGGAGACACUGUCACCCGGCCCCUGUUCUUUGAGUUCCCCCAGGAUGUGGCCACGUAUGGGAUGGACAGGCAGUUCCUGUGGGGACGGAGCCUGCUGGUGACGCCGGUGCUGGAGCCCGGAGCAGACUCAGUCACGGGCUAUUUCCCCCGAGGCGUGUGGUACGACUUCUACAGGGGCUUAUCUGUGAACAGCAGCGGGGAGACGCUGAAGAUGUCGGCCCCCCUGGACCACCUCAACCUGCACGUGCGCGAGGGGUCCAUCCUCCCCACCCAGAAACCCGGGAUCACCAGUGAGGCGACCCGAGGGAACCCUCUCCGCCUGAUUGUGGCCUUGUCCCAGAGUGGCACCGCCUGGGGUGACCUUUUCUGGGAUGAUGGAGAGAGUCUGGACACCUUCGAGCGCGGCAGCUAUUCCUACCUGGUGUUCAACGUCACGCAGAACGUCUUCAGCUCCACCGUCCUCCAUGCCAGUGCGGAGGCCACGUAUGUCAUCAUCGACACGCUGAGCAUCUUUGGCGUUCGGGAGCAUCCCAGCAAAGUCCUCCUGAACGGGCAGGAGAAGCCCUUCUCCUACCUGGACAACCAGGUCCUGACCGUGAGCGGCCUCGGCCUUGGCCUCAGCCAGGGCUUCUCGCUGCAGUGCCUGGGAACACCAUGGGGAGCAGGAGGAGCUGCCCGCAAGCGGGAGGCGGCGGCCGCGGGGCUGCCCGGCCUCGCCAAGCGGCCCAAGCUGCCCUCCACGCCGCCGCUCAGCGCCCUGGGCCGCCUGGCCGAGGCGGCCGUGGCCGAGAAACGCGCCAUCUCGCCCUCCAUCAAGGAGCCCUCCGUCAUCCCCAUCGAAGUCGUCCCCACGGUGCUACUGGAUGAAAUUGAGGCAGCAGAGGCAGAAGGCAACGACGACCGGAUUGAGGGGGUGCUGUGUGGAGCAGUGAAGCAGCUCAAAAUGAACAGAGCCAAACCUGAUACGACACUCUACCUGAGCCUCAUGUACCUGGCAAAAAUCAAACCCAACAUAUUUGCCACUGAAGGAGUUAUUGAGGCCCUGUGCAGCCUCCUCCGAAGAGAUGCAUCCAUCAAUUUCAAAGCCAAAGGGAAUAGCCUGGUGUCUGUCUUGGCAUGCAACCUUCUCAUGGCUGCUUACGAGGAGGACGAGAACUGGCCAGAGAUCUUUGUCAAGGUUUAUAUUGAAGAUUCCCUCGGGGAGCGCAUCUGGGUGGAUAGCCCUCACUGCAAGACGUUUGUGGAUAACAUUCAGACGGCCUUUAAUACGAAGAUGCCCCCUAAGAGCAUGUUGUUGCAUGGGGAAGUUGGACGUAGUGGAGGGGACCUUAGUGCUGGGAGCAGCCCUCAUCCCUCCAUGACGGAGGAGGAGGACAGCCAGAGUGAACUGCUGAUUGCAGAGGAAAAAAUGAGCCCAGAGCAGGAGGGCCAGCUCAUGCCCAGGUAUGAGGACCUUGCAGAGAGUGUGGAGGAGUAUGUCCUAGACAUGCUGCGGGACCAGCUCAACCGGCGCCAGCCGAUGGAUAAUGUCUCCAGGAAUCUCCUUCGUCUGCUGACAGCGACCUGUGGCUACAAAGAGGUUCGACAAAUGGCUGUGCAACGGCUGGAGAUGUGGCUGCAGAAUCCAAAGUUGACCAAGCCAGCUCAGGACCUACUGAUGUCAGUGUGUAUGAACUGCAACACUCACAGCUCGGAGGACAUGGAAGUUAUCUCCAACCUCAUCAAAAUUCGUCUCAAACCUAAAGUCCUUCUCAACCACUAUAUGCUGUGUGUGAGAGAGCUACUGAAUGCACACAGGGAUAACCUGGGCACUACAAUUAAGUUUGUGAUCUUUAACGAACUAUCAAAUGCAAGAAAUCCCAACAACAUGCAGAUCCUAUACACUGUGCUGCAGCAUAGCUCAGAGCAAGCUCCAAAGUACCUGGCCAUGGUGUUCCAGGAUCUUUUAACUACUAAAGACGAUUACCUGCGGGCCUCGCGGGCGCUGCUGCGGGAGAUCAUCAAGCAGACGAAGCACGAGAUCAACUUCCAGGCCUUCUGCCUGGGUCUUAUGCAGGAACGGAAGGAGGCCCAGUAUUCAGAAAUGGAGUUCAAGGAGCGGUUUGUCAUCCACAUUACUGAUCUACUUGCUGUCUCCAUGAUGCUUGGUAUCACAGCCCAAGUGAAGGAAGCUGGAAUUGCUUGGGACAAAGGAGAGAAAAAGAACCUGGAAGUACUGCGCUCUUUCCAGAAUCAAAUUGCUGCAAUCCAACGAGAUGCCGUUUGGUGGCUUCAUACGGUUGUUCCAUCUAUCAGCAAGCUUGCUCCAAAGGACUAUGUGCACUGCCUCCACAAGGUGCUCUUUACUGAACAGCCAGAGACCUACUACAAAUGGGACAACUGGCCCCCUGAGAGUGAUCGCAACUUCUUCCUUCGCCUCUGCUCCGAGGUGCCCAUUCUUGAAGACACACUGAUGCGGAUCCUUGUCAUCGGUUUGUCACGGGACCUUCCCCUUGGCCCUGCGGAUGCCAUGGAGCUCGCUGACCACUUGGUGAAGCGGGCUGCAGCUGUGCAAGCAGAUGAUGUCGAAGUCCUGAGGGUAGAGAGAAUCCAGCUGAUCGAUGCUGUCUUAAAUCUGUGCACUUAUCACCAUCCAGAGAAUAUCCAGCUACCCCCAGGGUACCAGCCUCCAAAUUUAGCCAUUUCUACCCUCUACUGGAAAGCCUGGCCCCUCCUCCUCGUAGUGGCUGCAUUUAAUCCUGAAAACAUUGGGCUGGCUGCGUGGGAAGACUACCCCUCUCUAAAGAUGCUCAUGGAAAUGGUCAUGACCAAUAAUUAUUCCUAUCCUCCAUGUACCUUGACGGAUGAGGAGAAGUGCACAGAGAUGAUUAACCGUGAGCUUCAAAUCUCCCAGAGGGAAAAGCAGGAGAUUCUUGCAUUUGAAGGUCAUCUGGCUGCUGCAUCCACAAAACAAACAAUUACAGAGAGCAGCAGCCUUCUGCUGUCCCAGCUGACAAGUCUGGAUCCUCAGGGCCCCCCACGCAGACCUCCCCCUCAUGUCCUUGAGCAGGUGAAAAGCCUGAACCAGUCCUUGCGCUUGGGCCACCUCCUGUGUCGCAGUCGUCAUCCUGAUUUUCUUCUCAACAUCAUUCAAAGACAGGCUUCCUCACAGUCAAUGCCAUGGCUGGCAGACCUGGUUCAGUCCAGUGAGGGCUCACUGGAUGUCCUGCCUGUGCAGUGUCUCUGUGAGUUCCUGCUUCAUGAUGCUGCUGAUGAGCCAACCUCAGGAGAAGAGGAGGAUGAGGGUGAAAGUAAAGAGCAACGUGCCAAGAAACGUCAGAGACAGCAGAAGCAAAGGCAGUUGCUUGGACGUUUGCAAGAUUUGCUCUUGGGUCCCAAAGCAGAUGAGCAGACAACCUGUGAGGUGCUUGAUUAUUUCCUACGCCGCCUGAGUUCCUCCCAGGUGGCUUCACGGGUCCUGGCCAUGAAGGGCCUGUCCUUGGUACUGUCAGAAGGGGGAUUGCGUGAUGGAGAGGAGAAAGAUCAUCCCAUGGAAGAAGAUUCUGGUGAUUCAGAACUGCUCCAGGGAUAUCAGUGGCUGCUAAGAGACCUCCCAAGGCUGCCACUAUUUGACAGCGUUAGAGCAACAACAGCUCUUGCCUUGCAACAGGCCAUCCACAUGGAGACAGAUCCCCAGACCAUCAGUGCUUACCUGGUGUACCUCUCUCAGCACGCCCCUGUGGAGGAGCAGGGACAGCACAAUGACCUGGCUCUGUAUGUGGCCCGGCUCAUAGUGGAGCGCUCCACCAUCAUGUCUCACCUCUUCUCCAAGCUUUCGUACUGUGCCGAGUCAGAUGCAGUGCUUGUUGCUCUGCUCUCCAUCUUUUCUCGCUACAUCAAGCGUAUGCGGCAGAGUAAGGAGGGUGAAGAGGUGUACAGCUGGUCGGAGUCCCAGGAUCAGGUGUUCCUUCGUUGGACUAGUGGGGAAACGGCCACCAUGCACAUCCUUGUGGUUCAUGCCAUGGUUAUUCUUCUGACGCUAGGGCCACCUCAAGCAGGGGAUGGUGAUUUUUACACCUUAUUGGAUAUAUGGUUCCCGGAGAAAAAGCCUCUGCCUACUGCUUUUCUGGUCGACACCUCAGAGGAGGCUCUGCUGCUCCCCGACUGGCUAAAGCUGCGUAUGAUCCGCUCCGAAGUGCCACGUCUUGUGGAUGCAGCCUUGCAGGACCUGGAGCCGCAGCAGCUGCUUCUCUUUGUUCAGUCCUUUGGAAUCCCUGUCUCCAGCAUGAGCAAACUCCUGCAGUACCUGGAUCAGGCAGUGUCCCAUGACCCGCAGACACUGGAGCAGAACAUCAUGGACAAGAACUACAUGGCUCAUCUUGUGGAGGUUCAGCAUGAGAGAGGAGCAACAGGAGGCCAGACUUUCCACUCCCUGCUCACUGCCUCUCUACCAGCCCGACGAGACAGUGCUGAGAUGGCAAGAUCAAAAUCUAGUCCUGAGAACUCUCAAAACCAGAGCCGAAUACGAGCCUUAAGUCAGGUUCGGGUUCUGGGCCCGGAAGAUGACCUGGCAAGCAUCUUUCUGCAG
Messenger RNA from Tinamus guttatus (white-throated tinamou), 6507 nucleotides. Lineage: Eukaryota; Metazoa; Chordata; Aves; Tinamiformes; Tinamidae. The record is from RefSeq and is a predicted model, not a curated record.